Molecule: messenger RNA, 3612 nt
Organism: Hypanus sabinus (Atlantic stingray)
Lineage: Eukaryota; Metazoa; Chordata; Chondrichthyes; Myliobatiformes; Dasyatidae
Product: cocaine- and amphetamine-regulated transcript protein-like
Exons: 3
Coding region: 2808-3215 (135 amino acids)
Biological process (GO): positive regulation of MAPK cascade; G protein-coupled receptor signaling pathway; adult feeding behavior
Molecular function (GO): neuropeptide hormone activity
Source: RefSeq, a predicted model, not a curated record
AUAUUGAGCAACAUCUUUCAAAGCAGCAAACACAAUAUAAAUAUUUGUCUCUUAAAACCCUAAGUCCAUCACAUCAGUAACUAAAGCAAACUCUUCUCCUAUUUUAGGUCAGAUUUCUUGGGUAGUACCUUCGUCACAUGAAUAGACACCAGUCUGUUUUCUUACGUAUAUAUUGUAUUUGUAUUCUUAUUAUAUAUUGUAAUUCUAGAAAAAGAACCCAGUGCUUUCCCGGCGUAUUCAACGAGCAAACUCGUACCCGUCUGGAAGCCCAGGAAGAGUUUAUUCGUUAUUGUAAUUCUUAAUCAGGAAUGGUCACCAAUAUCAUUUUGCAUUAUUUCGAAGCACAUAGUAUACAUGCAUUAAUUAUUACCGAUACACACAUUCAUAUUGAGCCUAUUAGUGUCGGCUGGCGAAUCCUGCCUUGCCCUUAAGUAGAUAAUCAUGGAGAGUUUGUGGUAAGUGGCUUGCUUUAUCAUGAUGUAUUGUUCAGACUUCAUAACUGCUUAUAUGUCGUAGGUACAUUUCGAAUUUGACUAAUCUGAGCGAAAACAAGGUACUCGCUAAAGAUUUUAUCAGAUGAACCAAACUGACACAGAUUUCAUUAGGUCAAUUUCUGGAAUAAAACAUCAGAUAAAAGGUUGCUGUGCAAACACGUGUCUGCUAAUAUAGCAGGAGGAAUUCGUUCAACUCCGGUAGUCGGUCGUGUAUGUUGUGUCCUAGCUGUCUACGCGAUACGCAAGCCAAGAGAGCAAGCUAUUGCACAUCUAGCAAACUUCCCCUCUUCACGCAGCUGAGAAUCUAAAGUGACGGCAGAGACCAUACAUUUUGGCACCAGCGUGUCGCUAAAGUUGCCAGUCGGUAUUGAACUCAAUGUAAGAUUGUUUUAGGGACUCCAGCUCCAGAUUUUUCCUUGGGAUUUAGUCCGGAACUCUUCCCCAUUACUGGGUGUAGCCGCAAGGCAGCGGAGGUUUGAGAUCAGAGUUUUCCUUCUUGAUAAACUGCCAACCAUGGCUGACGAGCCCCAUCUGCCCGAAGCAACAGGCUUUAAGGCGCCAGUAACUCGCUUUGUCCCUUCUCCUGUCAGUAGCAAUGGUUCCAUCGCGCUUAGUAGCUGAGCCACACAUGAAGGCUAGGAGUUGGACUUGGUUGUAAGAGGCUAUUUGAGACGCACACCAUUGGGAACAUUUAAUGGGUACUGGGAGCUUAUCCCCACUAUCUUCCACGGCUAUGACAACCUUUAAGGAACCAAGCUUGGUACCAUAAUGAUAUUGUAUGUCUAUCAUGUGCCGUUCAGACUAUUCGGUUAGAUAUCGGGAACCAUGAGGGUCAUUCACUGGUAUAUGGUGUAGGUAUUAAAUAAACAUACGCUAAGCGAUUAAAAAUACUUUAACUGAAACUUUUCCAAUAAAUUUUCUUCCUAUGUACAAUAUAUAUGCUUGAGAACUUCACGGCACGAGGGAAAAUCAGGGACAACUGCAACGAUUCUGCGGUGUCAUUUCUGCGGUGAAAUUAAGCUUCAAUCAGGAAACUUUUACCAUUAUAUUAUGGAGAUUUGGCCACACAACUCUGAAACUUUGCCCUCGCGAAUUAGUAAGAAUCCAUUGUUCUGGAAGACGUAAAUCACUGUUACAAAACUGGUCAAAACUGACAGUGAGCUGGUGGUUUCUCCUUUCUACAAUGAAAUGCCCAUGAGAUGUGUCAUCUUUAUUUCGAUUUCUGAACCCACGACCCUUUGGCAAGAAAGCUCUUUUUCUGAAGAUUCUACCCAGUCAGUUUGUGUGGCCAGUUUGUAUAAAAUUAUGCCUAUUUUUCAAUGUAUUCUGAGUUAAACCGCGAGCAUUUAUUUUUUAGGAGGGUCUCUGUGAUCGUUGACUGGAGACUGACAUCUCGUUCGAUACUUUUCAAAGGUGUAUUCUUGGUAAUAGUGCGGAGGGUCAAUAACAGACUUGACAAAUUCAUCUGAUAUGAAAAGAAAUAAAUUAGUUCUUUUGGUUCCAGUGUGAUUUACUUUCUAUUUUUGAACAUUCUUAAAAUCUUACUGGACAGGGAGAUUUACAACGCUUCUUAAAUAUUACGUGGGGAUCUAGAGCGUCAAAUGCUGGGGAUCUAUAUGACUUAAAAAUGGAGUCGAAGAAUACAGUAAGGGUUUCAGUAAAGAGCAUUCGAUUUGGUUUAUCGAUUUAAAAUAUUAUUUAGGUUGAGAUGUAACAUUGUAUUGAUUUUUACGGCACGAUAGAUCCCACAGGAGUUUAUGUCAUUAAUGUAGCUCUCGUCUGCAGCUUUAUUUUGAUGAUACUAUUACAUUCUUUACAUACUUCCUGCUCCUAGUUGGUGAGUUAGACUCUUUUACGCACAUACAUAGGGAAAUCAUGGCGAUGUGCACACGAAUAAACCACGAACCCAAGAUUACAACGAGCAGAUUUCCUUCUCCUCUAUUUCUGCGGACAUUUCGCCUUCACGAGUACAACAUAUACCUGGUUGAACUUAAUGUACAGGCACAUUUCAUCAUCGUUACUCCCCAAAAUAAAAGGUCAGUACUCGCACUCUCAUUCCCUUCGACACUUUUAUCUAUUCCGACAUGCGUAUGCAAUAUAAUUCACUGACAUUGAGCAACAAUAACUCAGCAGCUUCUUUGCCUUCUUCCCCCGAGAGUUGCUUUCUUCAGUCAAGAAUGAAUCGAAUGUCUUCUUCAGAAAGGAUCGCUUUCUUCCGCACUCCUUCAUCGCUUGGAUUUGCGUUGUUUCUGACGUCAAUGUUCCAAGCUGCUGAUUGAUUUUUUGGGGAGUUGUUUACUUAUCUGAAAAGUGAUGUUGGCUAUAAAAAGGCCGGUAGAGUUCAAAGCCGAAUCUUUUCGGAGGUGGUCAGUGUGGGUGUUCAGCACCAUGGAGAGCUCUCGAUUCUGCCUUCUCACUCUGCUGAGCGCCGCGCUGUUCUUUAAUUCCCACUGCCAGGAACCCGAGCUGCAGGCACGAUCUGUGGAUCAUCACUCCGUUAAAGAGGACUCAUCGCAAGAAAAAGAACUGAUUGAAGCCUUGCAAGAAGUUCUGGAGAAACUGAAGAGCAAACGGAUGCCAACCUAUGAGAAAAAGUUUGGAAUGGUCCCUAUGUGUGAUGCUGGGGAACAAUGUGCUGUUAGGAAAGGAGCCAGAAUUGGGAAACUGUGUGACUGCCCCAGGGGAACCUUCUGCAACUCGUUUCUCCUGAAGUGUUUGUAGAGAAAAAUAACCAAAUUUGUGCAUUUGCAACACAUCGUUAUUUCAACAGUAUCUAAAUACUUGAACUAAUCCGGCCAAUAAAAAGUAAUCUACCUACCAAAAAAAAAAGAAUGGUGAAAUGCAUGGAUAUGACCAUGUGUGGGAGAUCGAAAAAUGUGUCCACAGUUGCUAUGGCACCAUUGUGUACAGUUGUGUCUGUUACCUUAUGGUGAAAAGUUGUUUUUGCCUGUAUUAGUUACUGAGUUAUGAAUAGUUCACAAUAUACUAUGUGUUUAUCUUUCAGUCACAGAAAGGUGUGACUAGUUUAUAAUACUGUAUUUUUGUAUUUAGAAUGCAUUGAACCUAUGAAUAAAAUCCAUUCUAGGCAUCCUUUGCUCUGUCACAGUUCACUUUGUAA